This is a messenger RNA of Gaeumannomyces tritici R3-111a-1, 1030 nucleotides long. Its product is annotated as trafficking protein particle complex subunit 2. Bases 230 to 721 code for a protein of 163 amino acids. Gene Ontology annotation, cellular component: TRAPP complex; nucleus; cytoplasm. NCBI's taxonomy places the organism in Eukaryota, Fungi, Ascomycota, Sordariomycetes, Magnaporthales, Magnaporthaceae. Gene Ontology annotation, biological process: endoplasmic reticulum to Golgi vesicle-mediated transport. The transcript has 2 exons. The record is from RefSeq and is a predicted model, not a curated record.
CGAGCAGUGGCGGCUUGGGCCUGUCAUCCAGUCACACCGAGCACCAAGACGCACCUCUUUCCACCGGACGGGCAACUGCCCAAUUCGUGCGCUACCGCAUCACCCGCUCGGCAGAGAACCUCCGGAAACAGCCCGGGAGCGGAAGGCCGACAACGACCAGCGCGGCCGCCAAUCCACCCCCCCGACAACGGAUGCAGCGGCGCUCCAUGCCACACCUCCCCCUUGGACCAUGUCGUACUAUUUCGCCAUCAUCGGGACGCAGGACAACCCCCUCUUCGAGUAUGAGUUCGGCACGUCAAAACAGGGCAACGACGGGGUGGCCCGUUUCGCCGAGGGCAGCCGCCACAUGAACCAGUUCAUCCUGCACAGCAGCCUGGACAUUGUCGAGGAGGCGCAGUGGAACACGGGUCAGAUGUACCUCAAGUGCGUCGACAAGUUCUUCAACAGCUACGUGUCGUGCUUCGUGACGGGCUCAAACGCAAAGUUCCUGCUGCUGCACCAGCCGGCGCAGCAGGCGCUGGCGGCGGGGCGCAUGUCGGCCAGCUCCAUCGCCACGAACCCGACGGGCCCCGCGACCGAGGAGGCCAUCCGCAGCUUCUUCGUCGAGGUCUACGAGAGCUGGGUCAAGGCCAUCAUGAGCCCCUUUUACAAGGUCAACAUGGAGGUCAAGAGCCCCAUCUUCAGAUCCAGGGUGGCCGCGGCCGGCAAGAAGUAUCUAUGAUGGCUCGCCGCGGGGGAUGGAUAGACGAGGGGGGUGGGGGAAGUGCUACCUGGACUUGUGACCACCUUGAAAGGACCUUUCACAUUCCAACCGGUCAGAAGGAGGGCAAACAAGAAUAGCGAGGAACACGGAUGCGAGAGGUGGGCGUCAUGGAUGAGACAUGUCAUAUACCCCAAUUGAAUACCUGUAGAUACCGAGUGUCGAGUGAUGAAAGUAGUACGUGAGAAGGCAUGGCGAUAAACGAUGUGGGAAGGACACCGAAACGUGAGUGUGUAUUCACAGAUAGCGACAGCAAGCUUGAUCAUGAAG